Messenger RNA from Prunus armeniaca (apricot), 2244 nucleotides. The record is from the annotation of a GenBank genome assembly. Lineage: Eukaryota; Viridiplantae; Streptophyta; Magnoliopsida; Rosales; Rosaceae.
AUGGUGGCGGACUCGAUUGCCCUCGAUGCGAUCAUCAAGGAAGCUGUUGAUCUGGAGAAUGUACCCCUGAAAGAAGUUUUUGACCAUCUGAAAUGCACAAGAGAUGGUUUGAGCUCUGAUGAAGUCCAAGAGCGGUUGGAUUUAUUUGGCUAUAAUAAACUUGAAGAAAAAAAGGAAAGUAAAUUCUUAAAGUUCUUGGGCUUUAUGUGGAAUCCUCUGUCCUGGGUUAUGGAAGCUGCAGCUAUCAUAGCCAUUGCUUUUACACAAGGAGGGGUAAUCAAACCAGCUGAUUAUCAUGAUUUUUUUGGCAUCCUGGUCCUCCUCAUUAUCAAUUCUACCAUCAGUUUUAUAGAGGAAAACAAUGCAGGAAAUGCUGCUGCUGCUCUUAUGGCUCGGUUGGCCCCAAAAGCAAAGGUCCUGCGUGAUGCAAAAUGGGCUGAAGAAGAUGCAGCUGUAUUGGUUCCUGGAGACAUAAUUAGCAUCAAACUUGGUGAUAUCAUUCCUGCUGAUGCACGUCUUCUUGAAGGAGAUCCUUUAAAGAUUGAUCAGUCUGCUCUUACUGGAGAAUCACUUCCAGUGACCAAAAAUCCUGGUGACGGGGUUUACUCAGGAUCAACAUGCAAGCAGGGAGAGAUUGAAGCAGUUGUUAUUGCAACUGGAGUUCACACUUUCUUUGGAAAGGCAGCUCAUCUUGUGGAAAACACAACACAUGUUGGCCAUUUCCAGCAGGUUUUAACAUCAAUUGGAAACUUCUGCAUCUGUUCCAUUGCUGUUGGAAUGGUGAUUGAAAUUGUAGUAAUAUAUGGAAUUCAUGGGAGGGAAUACCGUGUUGGUAUUGAUAACCUACUUGUCCUCCUAAUUGGAGGGAUCCCUAUUGCUAUGCCAACUGUUCUUUCUGUUACAAUGGCCAUUGGUUCACAUCGUUUGUCUCAGCAGGGUGCCAUAACAAAGAGAAUGACUGCCAUUGAAGAAAUGGCUGGAAUGGAUGUACUAUGCAGUGAUAAAACAGGGACACUGACACUUAACAAGCUUACAGUGGACAAAAACAUGGUUGAGGUUUUCGCGAAAGGUGCUGACAAGGAUCAGGUUAUACUUAUGGCUGCAAGAGCAUCGAGAUUAGAGAAUCAAGAUGCUAUUGAUACUGCAAUUGUUUCAAUGUUGGCAGACCCUAAGGAGGCAAGAGCUGGAAUCAGAGAAAUUCACUUCCUUCCAUUCAAUCCUACUGAUAAAAGAACUGCACUUACAUAUAUUGAUGCUGCUGGUAAAAUGCACAGGGUCAGCAAGGGUGCACCAGAGCAGAUUCUUCAUCUGGCACAUAACAAAUCAGAAAUUGAAAAGAAGGUGCAUACAAUGAUUGACAAGUUUGCUGAACGUGGACUACGAUCCCUUGGUGUUGCCCGUCAGGAAGUACCUGCUGGAACCAAAGAUAGUCCUGGUGGCCCCUGGGAAUUUGUUGGCCUUCUCCCUCUCUUUGACCCUCCUCGCCAUGAUAGUGCUGAAACAAUCAGAAGAGCUCUGGAUCUUGGUGUCAGUGUUAAAAUGAUCACUGGGGACCAACUUGCAAUUGGUAAGGAAACAGGAAGGAGGCUUGGGAUGGGCACAAACAUGUAUCCCUCUUCAGCUCUGCUUGGUGAAAGUAAGGAUGGGGAUCUUGCUACCAUCCCCAUUGAUGAACUCAUUGAAAAAGCUGACGGUUUUGCUGGCGUCUUUCCUGAGCAUAAAUAUGAGAUUGUGAAGAGAUUACAAGUAGCAGAUUCCACAGAUGCUGCCCGCAGCGCUUCUGAUAUAGUCUUAACAGAACCUGGAUUGAGUGUAAUCAUUAGUGCUGUGUUAACAAGUCGUGCUAUCUUCCAGAGAAUGAAAAACUAUACGAUAUAUGCUGUGUCGAUCACCAUACGUAUUGUGCUCGGUUUUAUGUUGUUGGCUGUCUUCUGGAAAUUCGACUUUCCUCCUUUUAUGGUUCUUGUCAUUGCUGUUCUUAAUGAUGGGUUGUAUUCUACAGCUGAUAUGGUCAUUGCAAAGUCUAUUGAAAAAUUUGGUGUGAGAGACUUCAAUCAACACCAUUUUAAUAUGACAAAUAAGAAAGUUGCUGCUAAACUAAAUGACCAGAUGUCGUCUGCUCUGUAUCUUCAAAUCAGCACCAUCAGCCAGGCCUUGAUAUUUGUCACUCGCUCCCGGGGUUGGUCUUUCACCGAAAGACCUGGCUUUUGCUUGUUAUUGCCUUCAUCGUUGCUCAACUGGUAA